Ilex paraguariensis (yerba mate) is the source of this 2650-nucleotide messenger RNA. Lineage: Eukaryota; Viridiplantae; Streptophyta; Magnoliopsida; Aquifoliales; Aquifoliaceae. The record is from the annotation of a GenBank genome assembly.
GGGUAAGGAUUGGUGGUGGAAGCAAGAUAACGAAGGGGGGAGUCCGGGACUGUGAAGGAUUAUGUGACGGAAUGGAUUGGAAAUGAAAUUAAGAAAGAAAGGCCGAAGAGUGAAUGGAUUGGGGCCUCAUCGAGUUCAGGAACAAUUGCAAAAAUGGAGAAAAGGAAGAAGAAGAAGAAUGAUAAUCGGAAAAGGUUGGAUUGGUGGGUGUCAUUGGAUGAUGACAAGAAUGUGAAGAGAGAGAAGAGGAGGCCGGCGAGAGAGUGGUGGAAGGAGGAGUACUGUGAAGAGCUUGCUAGGAAGAAAAAGAAGAAGACGAAAAGACAAGGAUCGGUUAGUGAUGGUAUUGAUAGUGAGAAUUGGUGGCCGAGGGAUGAGGAAUUGUCUGUCAAUAGAAAGAAGAAGAGGAGUAGGAGCAGGAGUAGUCGGAGCAGCGUGGAUUGGUGGUUGGAUGGACUUAGUGGUGAGCUAUGGAGAGCUCGGGGAAAGAGUUUUGAUUCUAUUAGUGGGGAAAUUCCGAGAAGUGGUGGUAUUAGUAGCACCCCAAGUAUGAGGGGGACUGUAUGUUACAUUGCACCGGAGUAUUGUGGCGGUGAUGACAUUUCUGAGAAGUGUGAUGUUUAUAGCUUUGGGGUUCUGUUACUUGUUCUUAUUGCCGGCCGGAGGCCACUUCAGGUGACAGGAUCCCCAAUGUCGGAGUUUCAACGCGCCAAUCUUUUAUCUUGGGCGCGCCACCUUGCCCGUGCAGGGAAGCUUAUUGAUCUAGUUGAUUUGUCUAUUGAGUCUUUGGAUAAAGAACAAUCUCUUUUAUGUAUUACAGUGGCUCUUCUGUGCCUACAGAAGUCGCCUGCUCGUCGGCCUUCCAUGAAAGAAGUGGUGGGGAUGCUUACUGGAGAUUUAGAACCACCACCGCUACCAGUUGAAAUUUCUCCUUCACCUCCUUCCCGCCAUAAGUCACAUAAGAAGGUCCGGUGAGUUGGUAGAAUUCGGUGCCAAUUGUCAUGAACAGUAGUGUGUUGUUGUAGUCUUGUACAUUAUUGUUUCCAUUAUCUUUGUUGAUGACUAAUGUAAAAGCAAAAUUUUCAUAUUCAAUGGAUUUGAGAACUUUUAAUUACUCUGCUUUUUGAUUGAUACUUCAUACUAGUGUUGCUAAAAUCAAUAUGUUCUUUUAGUUUUGCCAUGAUUGAAGGGCUAAUCAAGGACCUGACCCACUUUAAUUUCUUUUACACUGAGUUUCAGGAAUGCCCAGAAUAAUUGGACGCCUUUAUACGUGUAGAAAUACUUUUUAGUGGUGAGCCCAUCUUGAUGUUUAAAUUUGAUCGGUGUACUGAAUAAGCAUCUUGUUUUUCUUAGUAGAGAGUUCCUGGGCCAGGGGUAAUCAUCUCUAAUUGUUUGCUACUUUUUGGGACUUCACCAAGUUUGAAUGACUGUGGUCUUAUAAAAAGGGUGGACCCAAUGCACGACGCUCUCACCAUUGUGGGUCUGGGAAUGACUGCAGUCUUAUACAUAAGUAAAUUAGGUUUAUACAAUCACUGUUUUUGAUGUUGUCAUUAGACAUGGGAAUUCCAGAUAGUGCUGCAUAUAUUAAUGUGUGAUAGCAAUAGUUGCAGGAAAGCACAAUGAGGUUAGUUUACAGUCUGCUUGAAUCAGUGGUGUUCCUGGCCCUUUUGCCAAAUUGUUUUCGGGCAUCACCAGGAUGUUCUAGCCUAAAUAUUGGCUGUUCCUAGGCCAUAGUUAGAAUCGUUAUCCAAUAUUGAAAUGAUAGAUAAAUGUAUCUGUUGUCUACAUAAAUGUUGCAUGCUCACAAGUUCACAGCCAGAUAGAAUGUAAACCGAGCAUCCUAAUUUCAAGAUAUCAGCUCUUACUGAAACAGUGGUUUUUUAAAUUUUAACCUUUUUUGUGUGAUUUUAUUCACAAACACAAUGAAAAUAAUGCCAGAGUCUAGUCUUUAUGCAGCCCCCCUUCCAGUACCUUUGCAGUGGUGAGGCCAUCACCGGCUUUUUUUUCUUUGCAAUUUCUCCGUUUGUUAGUCAAUGAUGGUGGUAUAUUGGCUGAAGAACAGAUAUUGGACCCCUUUCAAUUUUGGGGCUUGGUGAUGGUUGUUGGGUUUUAAUUGUAGGGGCUGUUGCUUAUCAUGGAGCUGAGACUAGUUAUGGAGGAUAACUGGAUAGGAUAGUGCUGGUUGUACAUAUUCCAUAUUCUCAUCAACCUUGGCAGAUUCUGUCCUGCUGGUACAUAUUCUGGAUUGUCACCAUACUUGACCGAUUCUAAGUGUCCCUUAGGUGAGUUGGGAUGCUGUUGUGUUCACUCAGUAGUUUAAACAAAAAUUCUCACAUUUGGUUGUUACUUGCCAUGAAAACUGCCAUCGGGAGCAGGUUUUAGAACAGAAGACAAUAGAUUUAUGUAUCACGCGGAGAGAAAUCAUGUAUUUAUAUGGCAGAUAGAUAUCGUAGUGCAGAUGAAGAGAUGUGAAAAAAUAUUCUUUUUUUUUUGUUUCAAUUUUCAUGCAAUGUUACUGGACUAGCUUCUUGAUGUAGCCUAUGUGGUGGAGAUUUUGGUAUUUUAUUUGAACAGGUUACAUUUCGUUCAACUAGGAAAUUCUGGAAGAUUUAUUUUAUUUUCUAAUUUAAUUAGGAAAUUAGUUUAUUUU